UAGCGAAUCAAGAAAAUAUUCAUUGCCAAUAUCAUAUCUUCUUUCUCUCUCCUUUUUCAUUUAUAUAUAUAUUCCAUUCCCCACCCCUUUCUCAUUCUUCCUCUCUUUUCUUUUUCUUUUCCCCCAAACAUGGACUACUCCGCGGCGGCCCUCGAUUCCGAUUCCGAGGUUUCUCACCUUCCCAUUCACAGCCAGGUUGAGAAGAUCAAGAAGGAGAUUGAGAAGAUCAAGCAUCCCUCUCUUCAGCAAUCCGACAUGAACACUCACCUUCUUCUUCGAGGGAUCUCCAUUUCCAAGCCACGCUCUCGCUCCCCCUUAGGCCUUCCCUCCGACACCUCUAUUUCUGUCGGCAACUAAUCUCUCUCUCUCUCUGUAAACCCUAGAUUCAUUCUUCAACCAUCCAUCUACAAAGUACAUACUUUUUGUUUUAGGCUUUCCGACCUAAUCUAUGAAUCCAAUAUUAUGCUGGAAUUUCUUCUUCUUCUUCUUCUUCUUCUUUCUAUCAAACUAAUUUUACUCUUUAA
Messenger RNA from Cucumis sativus (cucumber), 524 nucleotides. RefSeq lists its product as uncharacterized. Lineage: Eukaryota; Viridiplantae; Streptophyta; Magnoliopsida; Cucurbitales; Cucurbitaceae. The record is from RefSeq and is a predicted model, not a curated record. The transcript has a single exon. Bases 130 to 357 code for a protein of 75 amino acids.